CCCACAGAAGUCAUGCACAGGAAAGCCGAGAGCACUUGCUACUUCGUGUCAAGAACAAUGCAGGGGCUGUUAGUGUGCUCUGAGGCUUUCAGGAGACAAGUUUAACCAGGCACGCUAAAUCAUAGUUGACAGAGGAAUUAUUAAGGACUGAAACCUGGGGACACAUGCUGUUUUUAACUUUGGAUUCUCUACAUUGUACAUGAGAAGCAACUUAUCAUGUCACUCCCAGAGGAGGAUCUCACAUGCCCAAUAUGCUGUGACAUCUUUACGGACCCAGUGUUGCUGUCAUGUAGCCACAGCUUCUGCAGGAGUUGUUUGAAGCGCUUUUGGGAAACAGGGAUACGUGAGUGUGCAGUAUGCAGGAAGAAAGCCUCCAAGGCCAGUCCUCCCACCAAUUUGGCUCUGAGAAAUGUCUGUGAAGCUCUGGUGGAGGCCAAGAGGAGUUCAGUGGCGCUGGAAGAGAAGAUGAACUGUAGUCUGCACGGGGAGAAGUUAAAGCUCUUCUGUCUGGUUGACAAACAGCCCAUCUGUGUGGUGUGUCAGUCCUCUAAACUCCACAAGACUCACGACUGCUCGCCUAUAGAAGAGGCAGUGCUCGACUGCAAGGAUGAACUUGCCUUAUCCCUAAAGAACCUGCAAGAGAAAGUGGACAGCCUCAAAAGAAUUCACAUGACCUCUGCGGACAUGUUCAAGUACAUUAAGACUCAGUCACUGAAAACGCAAAAAUCAAUCAAGAGCCAGUUCGAGCAGCUUCACGAAAUCCUCCACCAAGAAGAGUCGGCCAGAAUAGCAGCUGUGAAGAAAGAAGAAGAAGAAAAAAUGGCAGGAAUGAAGGAUAAGAUCAAAGAGCUUUCAGCAGAAGUGCUGUUGAUUGCAGAGACCAUCUCAGUCAUACAGGAGCAGCUGAAAGAAGAGGAUAUGGUAUUGUUGAAGAAUUUCAAAGAUACCCAGGACAGAGAGAAAAGCAUAGCGUUUGGUUCAGACAACAUGGCCGGGUUUCUGAUUGAUGUGACAGUGCAUCUCUGCAACCUCAAGUAUAAAGUUUGGGAGAAAAUGCUGGACCAUAUUGACUACACUCCUGUGACUUUGGACCCAAACACAGCACACCCCUGCCUCAUCCUGUCUGACGACCUCACUUCCGUCCAUUACUCAAAGCAGCACAACAGUUGCCCUGACAACCCAGAGCGCUUCCACAUCAGUGCAGAAGUGGUAGGCAUGACCGCACUGGGCUCAGGAAGCCACCACUGGGUCGUGGAAACAGGAAGUAAUCAAGACUGGCUCGUGGGCGUGGCCUCUUUGUCUGUACCUAGGGACUCUGAGAUCUCCGCUCGGCCUGAGAAUGGAUUCUGGACUUUGUGCUUUCGGGACGGAGAGUUCAGGGCAAUGACCUCGCCACCCACGCCGCUGACAGUUAAAAGAGCGCCAAAACAUGUCAAAGUGCAACUGGAUUACAACAAAGGGACGGUGUCUUUCUUCAACCCUGCUGAUGACACACUCAUUUAUGCAUUCACAGACACGUUCACAGAAACUUUACUUCCAUAUUUUUAUACACAGAGCAGUCAUCCACUGAGAAUAAUGCCAGAGAGGGUACUUGUCACCAUGUUGCGACAAUAAGAGGAUGAAGGUUUUAUGCAAGAAAAUAUGGUUCCAGUUGUGAUUUGAUGGAUGAGUGGGAUUGGUGACAAAUGGUUUCCCCCUAAGAUAACUGGCAGCUAGCUCCAGUUAAAUCUUUACUGGACAUUCGAAUCAAUCAUAAAGGGUUUAAAGGUUCUGUGUGUGACAUUCAGAGCAUUAAUACAGCAGCAAACUGUUAUUUGCUAUGUACAGAUACACAGGAGAAUUGCCUUCUUUCGUAGAGAAUGAAGUCACGUAAACUUUGUGUGCUGUAAUCUACCGCUUUGCACCACCCUUGUACAGCAUGUUAUCACUGAUACCGGGAUGGCAUCGUCUUGGGAGCAAAGCACCCACCCUCUGGGGUCCCCCUAGUUAACACUGUUAGCUCCGUCAAUGUUGUAGUGCUGUUUAUAGAGUUAGCACGGUUAGCUGCUAGCCACCAGCUCAGCCACUUCCACUUUAUGCUCUGAAUUUCACAUGCAGCCCCUUUGAGAACAGAGUGUGCUGUAUGCUGUGCAGACUGCGAAGCCCCUUGAAGCAAAUGUGUGGUUUUGGGCUGUAUAGAAUUCUUGACAUUUAACUCUUGGCAAGAAACCAAAAAGGGUAUUUCCCAUAUUGUAGCACUAUUGCUUUGAAGGGCAAUGCUCAGAGAGUGUCUGGAUUAUGAAAUGAUUUAACUUUGAAGACAAGCUGUCGUGUUAAAUUGCCAUAAAAUCCAGAAAUGGUUCCUAAAUUGCUAAUGUAAGAGGAUAAAUAUACAUUGCUGUCUGUGGUGGAAGAUGGGAAAGCACAUUUACAUAAAAAAAAAUGUUAUAGGUAAAAAUCAGAAGUUUAACAACUAGGUUUUGGUGUGUGGCAAGCCCUGUCUUUUUCACUCUUUUAAAUUGCCUAUGACUUACAUCAAAAUGAAUGACACUGCUGUGCGGGUAUUCUGUGAUUCUUCUAUUGAUGAUUACCAUAUUAUGUUGCACUCAGAUGAGGGAGAGGUUUCUAACUUAUUGAGCACUAUGCACUUUAAAGAAUAAAUAUCACACACAUGCACAAACACAAGUCUGUGUCACAUUCAUGAUGAGGGGUUUAGACUGUACAGUACUGUUUAUUUCUGUCUUUUGUACACAUGAUGGCGCCAAAGUCAAAUAAAUAUGUUGAAGGAUUUCAUUACAGUUGAGAUUACUUUAACACAGAAACCUUGAGCUGUUUGUAGACAUUUUACCCCCAGACUUUUACAGUUUCACAGUUUACAUAAGAAUCUACUUAAUGAAAACACACAUCUAGAAAAUUAA
Molecule: messenger RNA, 2897 nt
Organism: Epinephelus fuscoguttatus (brown-marbled grouper)
Lineage: Eukaryota; Metazoa; Chordata; Actinopteri; Perciformes; Serranidae
Product: zinc-binding protein A33
Exons: 6
Coding region: 217-1614 (465 amino acids)
Molecular function (GO): protein binding; zinc ion binding
Source: RefSeq, a predicted model, not a curated record